Molecule: messenger RNA, 1026 nt
Organism: Maylandia zebra (zebra mbuna)
Lineage: Eukaryota; Metazoa; Chordata; Actinopteri; Cichliformes; Cichlidae
Source: RefSeq, a predicted model, not a curated record
ACGUGACGCUCAGCGCUCUGAACGACUCGGACGUCAACAGUGACCUGGUGGACAUCGAAGGCCUCGGAGAUGGCUCGUCCAAUAAGAAGCUGAACUUUGAUCAAGAGAGCCUCAACCUGGACUCCAGCCUCAUCAUGAACUCCAGUGACCUCCCCCUCCUGUCCCGCUGACCUCUGACCUCUCCAGAGCCGCCUCACUUUCUCACUUUGUUUUAUUUUAUUUUUUUCCUGAUGAAGCUCGAGUCGGACUUUUCUUCUGUUGUAGUGACGCAGAUAUUUUUUUUAUUUUCAGUCAGUUUUAGUUUCAGGUCAGUUUGUGAGCGUCGUUAUCGUGAAGACGUUUGCCUGCAGAUACUCAUGUGCAGAUUCACCUCUGACCUCUGAGCCUCCAAAUUUGACCCCACCCCUGACUUUGACCUGCACCGCCCACCUGAAUCUGCAGGACGUGGUGCCAGCGGCCAACCUCCACCUUCAGAGUAAACAUGAUUUGAUGGUAGGAGGUUCAGCGCUCUCCUGGAUGUGUGAACGCCACUACACAGUGCGUGGCCCCUCCCACACCAGCAUUAUGAGUGCUGACCAGCAUCAUCACUACGACAACAAGCCGACCAAAAAGGCGGCCGUGAUUUUUUUCAUGAUUGGCUCGUUUCAGUGUGAAGCACUGAGAGGGUCGACUCUGACCCCCCCACAAAGGCGACCACCGCUCUGAAGCUUCGGUUUGCUCUGAGCUGGCGUCCUGCUGAGCUCUGCUCAUCGUGCUGACAUCAUCGCGCAUUUACAACUUCCUGUUCAGAGGAGAGCGGCUGUCAGCUGGCUUUUUGAUGAGGUGGUGUGGGUGGAGCUUCAAGGCUCAGAGGGGCUUGAAAUGACUCGGCACAUGGGGUCAGGUGACAGGAAGUCUCCUUCAGUCGCCUUAGGGUAGUGGAUGGCAACCACGACGGUAUCCGCAGCGAGCUUUGUGACCUCAUCGCUGAGGGUCUGAUGUAAAAGCAGUUUGAAUUAUGUUGAAUAAACUUGACUCACAACUGUU